UAUCUUACGCAAGCAAGGCCUCCAAAUCCGCAAAAUUCAAUCGUUCAACAGUUAACGAAGUUGUGUCCAUUGAUUCGUGGUCUCUUGACCACAGGUUAGGGGUUUGCCACGAAGCUAAGCUAAGUGCUGAACAAAAGCGUGUUUUUUCCUCCCUUUAAAUGCAACUAAUGAACGUACAAAAUCUUUGCUAUUCCUUUCCAUUAUGUUGUAAAUUACAACAAAAUUAACUUUUGAAAUGGAGCUGGCGACGCCCUCUUCUUCACAGGAAGCUGUGCCGCCAAUGGCAUCGGCCAGCCGAGGCCCUGCGAGAUUCAGCACUCAGGCCAACGCUCUCUUGAGAAAGAAUUUAACGUUUCAGAAACGCAAUUUGAAAACAAAUUUGGGUCUUGUCAUCUUCCCACUUAUGCUAUGUGUGUUGCUGUUCAUCUUACAAGCACUGGUAAACAAUCAACUGAAUUCCUCCAAGUAUCAAUGUGGAUGCAAACGUGUACAAACAAACGGCACUGGUCAUACUACAGAGAUCUGUGGUAUACAGUAUUCAGAUUCAGAUCAAGUUGGUGCUUGUGCAAUACCUAGCCCUCCAGAGUGGCCUGCAUUUCUGCAAGUGCCAAAAUUUCAGUAUCGAGCUGUCAAAUCUGAUUCUAGUGAAUUCACAAAUCUUCCAGACAAUUCUUGUUUGAAAGAUAACUCUUGCCCUGUGACUUUCCUUUACACAGGGAAUAAUAAAUCUAUGGCAGAAACCUUGACAAGGGAACUAGUAACAGAUACUCUUCCAACAAACUUUUCAGACCCGCUGAAAACAUUCUCAGUUCUGAUUCCUGGAACUGACAGCAAACCCGAGACAUCGAAUUACAUAGAGCCUGCUUUUCUGACUAAUUCCUCUAUAUAUGUUGUACAACCAUCAUGUCAAGGAAAUUUGAAUUUAUUAGGCUCCUUUCAGCUAGGAGGAAUUACAUUACCCUUUCAGAUGGAGUGUGUGGAAAGUUCAGUUAUAUGGCGUGAUAAUUCAUUAGUUGUAAACAAAGAACUUUAUCAAGGUUACCGUCAAGGAAAUUCUGCCAGAAAAAUCAAUGAGAUUGUUACAGCUUAUGAUUUUAUGAACUCAAAUGCAAAGAAUUUCAAUGUGACUGUUUGGUACAAUGGAACUUAUAAGAAUGAUUCUACAAAUAGUGCAUACUCACUGCUGAGGAUACCACGCUCUAUUAAUCUGGUGUCACAAGCCUUUCUUCGUCUUUUCAAAGGUGCAAAUGUGCAGAUGCCACUUGAAUUUGUGAAAGAGAUGCCAAAACCUGCAACAAAGCUAAGGCUGGACUUUUCUUCUAUUCUUGGUCCAUUGUUUUUCGUGUGGGUUAUUCAAUUACUCUUUCCUGUAAUCUUGGUCUCUUUGGUAUAUGAGAAGCAAAGGAAUUUGCGGAUUAUGAUGAAAAUGCAUGGAUUGGGAGAUGGACCAUAUUGGUUAAUUACAUAUGGUUAUUUUUUGGUCCUUUCAAUCAUCUACAUGUUAUGCUUUGUGGUUUUUGGCUCUGCUAUAGGGCUGAAGUUCUUCCAGUUGAAUGAUUACAGCAUACAGCUAGUUUUUUAUUUUAUCUACAUCAACUUACAGAUAGCACUUGGAUUUCUAGCAGCAACUGCUUUUUCUAAUGUUAAAACAGCUACAGUUGUUGGAUAUCAAUAUGUAUUUGGAUUUGGACUACUGGGGGCGUUCGUUUUUCAAUUCUUUAUGGAGGACACAAGUUUUCCAAAAAUCUGGGUCUUGGUUAUGGAGCUUUUACCAGGUUUCUCUUUGUAUCGAGGACUUUAUGAACUGGCAGAUUAUUCUUUAACAGGGGUCAAUCAGGGAACUGAUGGUAUGCGAUGGAAAAACUUGAAUGAUCAUGACAAUGGCAUGAAAGAAGUUUUGAUCAUCAUGUUCAUUGAAUGGUUAAUUAUACUUCCACUUGCAUACUAUUUAGACCAAGUAGUUUCUUUGGGAAGUGGAGUAAGGAGGCAUCCUUUAUUCUUUUUGGACUCGAUAAGGAAGACAUACCGACCAUCCUUCAGAAGACCAAGUUUGAAAGCGCAGAGCUCAAAGUCAAAAGUGACAGUGGAGAUGGAAAAAGCUGAUGUUGCACAAGAGAGGGAAGUGGUGGAACAGUUACUACAAUCUUCUACUCAAUCCCAUCCCAUAAUUUGUGAUAGCCUUAAGAAGGUCUAUCCAAGACAAGGUGGUAAUGCUGAAAAAUAUGCAGUCCAUGGUUUGUCACUUGCUGUACCUCGAGGAGAGUGCUUUGGUAUGCUUGGUCCCAAUGGUGCUGGGAAGACUACCUCCAUUAACAUGAUGAUUGGACUUUCAGCUCCUACUUCCGGAACAGCAUACAUACAGGGUAUGGAUAUACGUACAGAUAUGGACAAAAUCUACACAAGCAUGGGUGUUUGUCCACAGCAUGACCUGAUCUGGGAAACUCUUUCCGGAAGGGAACAUCUUUUAUUUUAUGGUAGGCUGAAGAAUCUCAAAGGUGCACCCCUUCGAAUUGCUGUAGAAGAAUCCCUAAAAAGUGUAGAUCUUUUCAAUGGAGGGGUUGGUGACAAGCAAGUGGGAAAAUACAGUGGUGGCAUGAAGAGAAGGCUUAGUGUUGCCAUUUCUCUAAUUGGAGAUCCUCAAGUUGUGUAUAUGGAUGAGCCCAGUACAGGACUGGACCCAGCUUCAAGAAGUAAACUGUGGAAUGUUGUGAAGCAGGCAAAGCACGAGCGAGCAAUCAUUUUGACAACACAUUCAAUGGAAGAGGCAGAGGUGCUCUGUGACCGCCUGGGCAUUUUUGUUGAUGGACAACUGCAGUGCAUAGGAAAUUCUAGAGAGCUCAAGGCAAGGUAUGGAGGAUCAUAUGUUCUCACCAUAACUACAUAUUCAAAUGAGGAGAACGAGGUGGAAAAGUUGGUACAGAGUCUAUGUAGAAAUGCAAGGAAAGUGUACAGUCUUUCUGGCACACAGAAAUUUGAACUACCAAAAGUGGACGUAAAAAUUACUGACAUAUUUCGGACCAUAGAGCAUGCUAAACGUUACCUCACCAUUCAAGCUUGGGGUGUCGCUGAUACAACUCUAGAAGAUGUAUUUAUUAAAGUUGCACACGAGUCUCAAUCAGAAGCUAUUUUUUCAUGACCAUUGAUACCACUGCUUAGAGUAAUGAACGAAAGACAAAUUUAUUUCUUUUAAUAUACCAGCUAUAUGUUAUGCAUCAGACAUGUUGCAUCAAUUCAGUACUAGGUGUAAGAUAUAAAUUCAUACAUCAUCGCUAUGUUUUCAUCAGUUUAGUAAACUAUGAUUCCUGUAUAUGUUCACAUAUUUUAAGUAAUAGAAAUUUUCAUUUUGCAAA
This is a messenger RNA of Cryptomeria japonica (Japanese cedar), 3350 nucleotides long. RefSeq names its product ABC transporter A family member 7. The coding region runs from base 236 to 3136 and encodes 966 amino acids. Lineage: Eukaryota; Viridiplantae; Streptophyta; Pinopsida; Cupressales; Cupressaceae. Gene Ontology annotation, biological process: transmembrane transport; lipid transport. The transcript is spliced from 18 exons. Gene Ontology annotation, cellular component: membrane; intracellular membrane-bounded organelle. The record is from RefSeq and is a predicted model, not a curated record. Gene Ontology annotation, molecular function: ATP binding; lipid carrier activity; ABC-type transporter activity.